Leptomonas pyrrhocoris is the source of this 949-nucleotide messenger RNA. RefSeq lists its product as hypothetical. Bases 95 to 949 code for a protein of 284 amino acids. The record is from RefSeq and is a predicted model, not a curated record. The transcript has a single exon. Lineage: Eukaryota; Euglenozoa; Kinetoplastea; Trypanosomatida; Trypanosomatidae.
GGAGAAGCUCUGCCAAAGAAAAACUUCAAAAGGUGUUUUUUUUUCCCCAUAACCACAUCGCUUUAAACCGAGGUGUUCACAAUCACAGAGACGAAUGGCGCUUGACUUUGACGUAGACGACGGACCAAGCUUUGACGACCUUGUGCGCUCAAAGCGCGAUGACGUGCUGAAAGGUCGCAUGAUGUCCCAGUGCUGGACAGACCUUGCGGACCAACACCUUUUCUUCAAAGACAUCGCCAAGGAAGGACGUCUGCGUGGCGAGUCCGUAGGCGUCGUCCUGGCCGCCGUUGAAGGAAUCAGUCGUGUUAUUAUGCGAACAGAGUUGGUGAACACCCCGCAGGGCACCGCCCUCGAGAAUACGGCGACAGCGGCGACUGCCUCGUCGACGCUGCCGCCUGCGAAUACUGCCUCUGCUGCUAAUGCAGACAACGAGCUUCAUCACGCAGAAGUGCUGGUGCGCGUGGCGGAUGCGUAUCUAUGCCUAUACAGCUCAACCCCCGUGCCAACCCGCGCACAGUGGCAUCACUCCCUGCUGCCCGCUGUGCAAGGUACCGUGGUGUCGACGGACGACGCUGCGAACAUCGGUGCAGGGUCAAUCAGCAUGCAGGCGAGUGCUUCUCUCCCCACUCCUAUUUCUACCCAUACCAGUGCCCCGUCGCUUUCCCCCUCGUCUUCGUCUUCCUCCGUCGUGGGACGCUACUUGAGUAAACUGCGAGGAACUCUGCAGACUGUAACGCAACAGCUGGCCAACCCCAACAAAGGCGAUGACUCAGGGGGCGAAGACGGCAGCUUCGCAGAGGAGGAGCUGAAGGAGUUGGUGCGGUGCUGCGUGGCGUCUGGCCGACGAGCGGCGCGACACCCGGCGCUGUCCAAGACGGAGGGAAAGGCUGUGCGGGAGAUGGUGAAGGUCCUCCAGGAUUACGCAGGCAGCUCUACGUUGGAGUGGUGA